UGUGGGGGCGGGUGCGGGCGAACGGCUGCCGGUCAGGUGUCCUUGUCCCGUUGAGUUGCGCGGGUCGCGUUCGAGGGCAUGGACGACAGGUACGCUGCGCUUCGGCGGGCCCAGCUGCAUCUGGAUUUCAUCCACGCCAACUCCACCACUCACAGUUUCCUUUUUGGAGCACUGGCUGAAUUGCUGGACAAUGCAAGAGAUGCAGGGGCUGAAAGGCUUGAUGUCUUUUCAGUGGAUAAUGAAAACCUGCAGGGGGGCUUCAUGCUGUGUUUCCUGGAUGAUGGAUGUGGCAUGAGCCCUGAGGAAGCUUCAGACAUCAUUUACUUUGGACGAUCCAAAAAACGGCUGUCAACCUUGAAGUUCAUAGGGCAAUACGGCAAUGGUCUUAAAAGUGGGUCCAUGAGAAUUGGAAAAGACUUUAUUCUUUUUACGAAGAAGGAAGAAACGAUGACCUGUGUGUUUUUUUCUCAGACGUUCUGUGAAGAAGAAAGUCUUAGUGAGGUUGUAGUUCCAAUGCCCUCAUGGUUAAUAAGAACCAGAGAAUCUGUCACAGAUGAUCCCCAGAAAUUUGCAAUGGAAUUAUCUAUAAUUUACAAAUACUCACCAUUUAAAACUGAAGCAGAAUUGAUGCAGCAGUUUGAUGUGAUCUAUGGAAAAUGUGGUACUUUGCUGGUUAUUUAUAACUUGAAGCUUCUGCUUAAUGGAGAACCAGAGUUGGAUGUUAAAACUGACAAAGAGGAUAUACUGAUGGCUGGAGCUCUGGAGGAUUUCCCAGCCAGGUGGUCAUUCAGAGCCUACACAUCUAUUCUGUAUUUUAACCCAUGGAUGAGAAUAUUCAUUCAAGCCAAGAGAGUUAAGACUAAACAUCUUUGCUAUUGCCUCUACAGACCCAGAAAGUAUCUUUAUGUCACAUCUUCUUUUAAAGGAGCAUUUAAAAAUGAAGUUAAAAAGGCAGAAGAAGCAGUAAAGAUUGCUGAAUUCAUAUUGAAAGAAGCACAAAUCAAAGUAAACCAGUGUGACAGAACCUCUUUAUCUUCUGCCAAGGAUGUAUUACAGAGAGCUUUGGAAGAUGUAGAAGCAAAGCAAAAGAAUCUUAAAGAGAAACAAAGAGAAUUAAAGAAAGCCAGAACACUCUCCCUGUUCUAUGGCGUGAACGUGGAAAACCGAAGCCAAGCUGGAAUGUUCAUUUACAGCAACAACCGUUUGAUCAAAAUGCAUGAAAAAGUGGGCUCACAGUUGAAACUGAAGUCCUUACUUGGUGCAGGCGUGGUUGGAAUUGUUAAUAUACCCUUGGAGGUCAUGGAGCCAUCCCAUAAUAAACAGGAAUUUCUCAAUGUCCAAGAGUAUAAUCAUCUACUAAAAGUCAUGGGACAGUACUUGGUCCAGUACUGUAAGGACACCGGCAUCAUCUCUAAGAUCUCAGAAAGGGACUACCAGGAAAAUGAAUAUAACAACUUUGCUAAGGAUACACAUCGAGUGAGGAGGCAAAUAUUAAAAGAUAAUAGAAAUCUAACAUUGUUUUGCAAUGAAUUUGGAUACCAGAAUGACAUCGACAUGGAGAAACCUUUAAAUUCUAUUCAAUAUCAAAGAAGACAAGCCAUGGGUAUCCCAUUCAUCAUACAAUGUGAUCUUUGUCUUAAAUGGAGAGUCUUGCCUUCCUCUACUGAUUAUCAGGAAAAAGAAUUUUUUGACAUUUGGAUUUGUGCUAAUAAUCCCAACCGCUUGGAAAACAGUUGUCAUCAGGUAGAACGUCUACCUUCCAUCCCGCUGGGCACCAUGAGCACAAUAUCACCAUCAAAAAAUGAGAAAGAGAAGCAACUUAGAGAGUCGGUCCUAAAGUAUCAAAAUAGACUGGCAGAACAGCAGCCACAGCCUCAAUUUAUACCAGUGGACGAAAUCACUGUCACUUCCACCUGCCUAACUUCAGCAAAUAAGGAAAAUACCAAAACCCAGAAAAUCAGGCUUUUGGGCGAUGACUUGAAGCAUGAAUCUCUUUCAUCCUUUGAGCUUUCAGUGAGCCAUAGAGGACAGAAAAGAAACAUAGAAGAGACAGACUCUGAUGUAGAAUAUAUUUCAGAAACGAAAAUUAUGAAAAAGUCUAUGGAGGAGAAAAUGAACUCUCAACAGCAGAGACCUCCAGUAGCUCUGCCAGAAAAUGUCACACUAGCUGAGAGAUCCCAGAAAAGUCAGAUUGCUAAUAUUACCAGUGUCUGGAGAGCUCAACCAACUGAAGAGGCCCUGAAGGAUGCCCAGGCCGCUUUUUGGGAAAUGAAAAAGAAGCAGAGUCUGAACUUUGUAGAGGAAUGUAAGGUGUUGAUUGAAGAUGACAACAGCAAGAGUGAUUCAGAUAUUAUCCUGGUUUCAGAUAAAAGCAACACUGAUGCUUCACUGAAACAAGAAAAAAAGGAAAUUCCUCUGAUAAACCAAGAAAAACAGGAGCUGUGCAAUGAUGUUCUAGCAAUGAAAAGAAGCUCUUCAUUACCUAGCUGGAAAAGCUUGCUUAAUGUGCCGAUGGAAGAUGUGAAUCUAAGUUCUGGACGCAAAGACAGAGUUUGUGUGAGUGGCAGUGAUAAAGUUGCUUCUUUGCCAGCGUCGUCUCAAAGCACACCUGUCAAGGAAACAGUGAGAAAACUGAAGUCUAAAUUAAGGGAGAUUCUUCUGUAUUUUUUUCCUGAGUAUCAGCUACCAUCAGAAUUGGAAGAACCUGCGUUAAGUUGUGAGCUGGAGCAGUGCCCAGAGCAUAUAAACAAAAAGCUGAAAAUGUGUUUCAACCAGAUACAGAAUACUUACAUGGUCCAAUAUGAAAAAAAAAUAAAGAGGAAAUUGCAGUCCGUUAUCUAUGAUUCAAAUACAAGAGGAAUACAUAAUGAAAUCUCUGUGGGGCAAUGUGAAAAUAAAAGAAAAAUCUCUGAGGAUAAGUUGAAGAAUCUUCGUAUAAAACUGGCACUAUUGUUGCAGAAACUUCAACUGGGUGGUCCAGAAGGUGACCUGGAGCAGAUUGACACUUAUUUAGAAGCUUUGCUUAAAGAAGAUAAUCGCCUCCUCCAGAACAAUUUAAAUAAAGUGACUAUAGAUACAAGACAUAGACUCCCUUUAGAAAAAAAAUGAAAAGAUUCCUGAAAAUUAAGUCAGAGAAGGUAUUCCCUUUUAAAAAAUGCUGAUAAGAAAGUUGAAAGAUUCUUUUAAAAAUUUUUCUUUUUUGUUGUUACUGUAAAGUCUAUUCUGUUUAACAAUAAGAAAUAAGAAAUAAUUUUUUUUGAAUAAGAAAAUUGUACACUCUAGAAAUGGAGACCGAUUUACAAUUUAUAUAUCCCCUAAUCCUAUUGUCUAAAUCUUCCUUUUCUUUCAGAAAUAUUAAUAAUAUUUAGAGUUCUCUAAUUUUCUUGUGAGCUACUGAAAAAAAUGAAAAUGUCACUCAAGCUUAAAUUUUGUUAUUCCUUAAAAUAUUGUUAUUGUAAUUUUGUUAUUCCUUAAAAAAAUUUAAAAGCAGAUGUUUUCAAAAUCAAUAUGCAAAGGACUACAGACUCACCUCCUCUUGAAGAUGUUGAAAAAGAAAGACUUUAUACCCUUUCUCCACUAUAGCCAACACUCAGUAAAGCAGAAAGUACAAAUCCUCUCAAAACAGAGAUAUAGCUUAUAUAAUUUUAUUAUUUUGUCAUAGUAAAAUAAUAAAUCUCCUAAGCAUAAUAUGUAUAUAUAUUACACAUAGGUAAAAAUUGUUGUUUCACAUUUAUAUAUACAUAAAUAAGCAUGUUUUUACACUUUUCUUGAUAAGUGGUUGGGUUUUUUUUGUUCAGAAAUGUCUGAAACUUUAGACAAAAACAAUAAAACAUUUAAUAUUCA
Molecule: messenger RNA, 3843 nt
Organism: Macaca mulatta (Rhesus monkey)
Lineage: Eukaryota; Metazoa; Chordata; Mammalia; Primates; Cercopithecidae
Source: RefSeq, a predicted model, not a curated record